AUGGGCGACGUAAAUAAUGCAAGUUUAAGACGUGUAUCGAUACAAAACUUUGUUUCGGAAAAUAUCAAUGAAAUUAAAUUAACACUUGUACCUGAUGAUCAUGGUCGAGCAAUUAUGGAUAAUAAAUCGAAUCGAGCAGAAUUUAUUCGUAUAGCAUCUGAAGCUUCCGUUGAAAAUGUCAAAGAACUCAUUAAUAAGGAGUGGUGUUUGAAACGACCAUCACUUGCUAUAUCGGUUACAGGUGGUGCAAAAAAUUAUAAUAUGAAACCGAAAUUAUUGAGAGCAUUUCGACGUGGUCUUCUCAAAGUGGCAAGCACAACAGGUGCUUGGAUUAUUACGGGAGGUAUGAAUGCAGGAAUCAUGAAACUUGUUGGUGAAAUUGUUGAUAUGAAUCCUAGCCAUAGUCGUCCAAUUCAUUUAAUUGGUAUUGCUACUUGGGGUUGUGUAGCUGGUCGUGAUAAACUUAAAGUUCGUGGAGAAACUGUAGUGUAUACGAAACCAAUUACUGAAGAAAAAGGCACAACUCCUCUUGAACCUAAUCAUACAAAAUUUAUUUUUGUUGAUGAUGAAAGUGAAGGAAAAUAUGGUGGUGAAAUAAAAUUUCGUUCUCGUCUUGAACAAGUUAUAUCAGGAGAUUUUUUUGGAGCACGAUCUAGGGCAGGUUCUGGUAUUGAAUUUCAAACUUUAACAACACCAUCUUUACAUCCAGAACGAUCAGAUCCAGUACCUGUUGUUCUUCUUGUUGUUGAAGGUGGUCCAAAUACUGUUCGAACAGUUUAUGAAGCUGUUUUUAAAAAUAAUAUACCAGCUGUGAUUUUUGAAGGAACAGGUCGCUGUUGUGAUUUAUUUGCUAAAGCAGUUCGUCUCUACGAAAAUAUCAAACAACUUGAAGAUGCCGAAAAAACUUCACAAGCUACUCAAUCAUCACGCGCUGAAAACAUAAAAAAACAACUUCGUGAAGCACUUAACAAAGAGCUUUGUGAAAUUGAUCCUGUAACCAAUGUAUCACAGGCUAUUGAUUCAAUUGAUUGUUUUGAAUCAGUUUAUCGAUGUGUUACUCAACGACUAAAAUUUUUAAAUAUUGUUAGUCUUAAUGCAAAAGGUCCAGUUGAACCUGAUAUUGAUUUGGCUAUUUUAAAAGCUUUAUUAAAAGCUACGUCAGGUUCUGGCAUGAGUAAAACAAAUGAUGAUGAACGAAAACGUGAACAAUUUCUAUUAGCUUUGGAAUGGAAUCGUGUUGAUAUUGUAAAAAAUGAAAUUAUGAAAAACGAUGCAGAUUGGGCGACGACAAAUUUAAAUGACUUCUUUGAAAUAGCACUCAUUAGAAGUCAAACAGAAUUUGUGAAAUUAUUUCUUGAUCAUGAUUUUUCAUUAACUGAUUUCUUUCGUAAUAAUGACAAACUUCCAACACUUUAUAAAAAUAGCAUGAGCAAAGAACAUUAUCAAAAGAUUGCAGAAUCUCAUAAUCCAUUACAAACAAUCUAUAAAUUAGUACUUCAACCAUUAAUAGGCGAUUUUUUUAAUGUUGCUGUUGCUUUACGAUCAGAAAGAACUCCUUCUCAUAUUGGUAUAAAUCUUGAAAAUAAUCGUGAUCCAUAUUUAGACCAAAAUUAUGCUAGUGAAGCACUUAAAAAACUUACUGGAAGUUUACUAUCAGAAGUUCUCAGUGUCUUAAAACUUAGAUAUUUUCAUCUGGCUUUCUUAUUACUUUUUUCUUAUGUUGUAUUAUGUGGUGUUUUUCCUCUGUAUGAAUUUCAAAGCGAUAUAUGCAGACCAACAAUUGAUUCUGAAAAACAAGAUGAUGAUAAAAGUUCAUCGAUAAAAAAUAGUAAACCUACAACUAAUAUAACAAUUCCAUAUGGUUUGCAAAAACGUAAUCAACCAGCUAUUCAAGAAUAUAUACUUUUGAUUUGGGUUACAACAUUACUUUGUGAAGAAAUGCGACAACUCUGUUCAUUGGAAGCACAAACAACUCGCAAUGCCAUAGUAAACUAUUUCAAAGGUUUUUGGAACGAAUUAGAUGUUCUAGCUAUCAUACUUUUUUAUGUUGGGUUUAUACUUCGAUGUCUGCCAGCAACAGAAUGUUUUUGUGCAGCACGUAUCGUUUGGUCAAUAGAUUUAUCAAUUUGGUAUAUACGUUCAUUAGAGAUAUUUGCAGCUAUUCAACGACUCGGUCCUAAACUUGUUAUGAUUCAGGAAAUGAUAAAUGAUUUGAAAUUUUAUAUGGUUUUGUUGAUUGUGUUCAUUUUUGGAUUUGGUGUAUCAUCUCAUAGUCUUAUUUAUGGUACACAAGAAUUUACUUGGCAUUUACCACGUGAAAUUCUACAUCUGUCCUAUUGGCAAAUAUUUGGUGAAAUUGAUGUGUUAAGUAAAUUUGAAAACAAUUUUCAUGCAACUGGUUAUGCCGUAUUUCUUAUACUUGUUGCAUAUAUGGCUAUUGUUAGUAUACUUUUGGUUAAUCUACUUAUUGCAAUGUUCAGUAAUACUUUCGAUCGUCUUCAAAAUGAUACAGAUCGAAUAUGGAAAUUUCAACGAUAUUCAUUAAUAUGUGAAUAUUUAUCUCGACCAUCAAUACCACCUCCAUUUAUUUUUCUUUCUCAUCUUUGGCGACUGAUAUUAAAAAUUUUAAAACAAUAUAGCAAAUCACCAUGGAUUAAAAAAAUAUAUGUUGCACAUCUAGAACGAACACAAUAUGCAAUUAGUUCUAAUGAUGAAAAAUUGGCUAAAAAAAUCGAAAAAGUUGAAGAUGUACUUGGUGAUGAAGUUUAUUAUAAUUGUUUGAGGAAUGCUGGAAAAUUCAAUGAAGAACAUGAUUUUGAUGAAGAACGAGUUCACACACCACAAGAUUCAGUGUUCAAGAAAAUGCAAAUACUCGAGAGUCAAGUGAAAAUGAUUCGUGAUCAAGUAACAAUGACUCGUAAUCAACAAGAUAAGGUAUUAGAAUAUCUUCAUUGUUUAAUGGAUGGUAUGAAAAUGAUAGGUGGUGAACGUAUUAAAGUACCUGAAUUACGUCCUUCCAAGUCAGAAGAAUCAAUUGAUGAAACAACGAAUCAUAAUGAUCAAUCAAGACAAUCUCUUCAACAAGAUUCAAUAAUAGCGGAUAUUCGUCAUUCAACAAGCACUUGUGAAUUUACAGAAACUCCAUCGGUGAAGACAUUUCGAUUUUUGAAAAAGUAA
Molecule: messenger RNA, 3177 nt
Organism: Rotaria sp. Silwood1
Lineage: Eukaryota; Metazoa; Rotifera; Eurotatoria; Philodinida; Philodinidae
Source: the annotation of a GenBank genome assembly